Messenger RNA from Funneliformis caledonium, 725 nucleotides. Lineage: Eukaryota; Fungi; Glomeromycota; Glomeromycetes; Glomerales; Glomeraceae. The record is from the annotation of a GenBank genome assembly.
GUUCGGUACGACUGGAUUGUCCCGUAACCUUAAAACAAGGACUCUUUCCUCGUGUAAUAAGUGAACUUCCUGGCAAUAGCCCUCGUGAUGAACAUUUGGCUGAAAUUUUGUUGCGAAAGGACGAACUAACAGAUUUAGGGGAACUUUUAGACGAGCUACUUGAUACCAUGGAAAAGGUAUUUCAACGUCCUUCGGAACGGACUGACUUAAUUUCCAUUAAUGUUAUAGAACAGUUGGUUGCUGGUUGGGGAUGUCGUACAGGAAACUUCACCUGUGCCCAGGAUAAAGGAGCAUCGACAACCGUACGAUACGUUGGGGCAUUGUUGGAAGCCGCAUCCAUUAUGUACCCUGUUGACUAUUUAAUUAACGUGGAUGAAUUGAUAGGAAAUAGUACAUCAACCGGUACUUUAACGGCUACUCAUAAAGUGUGUAAGGGAGGUAGAGAUCCAAUGAUAUCGGUUGGACUAAUGAUAUCCGUACCACUAUUAAUGAUAAUUGUUGAAUUAUUACCAUUGUUAUUUGGUAAUAAAGUGUGGUGGCUGGCUUCUGAUAUCGGAUUUAAACAUAUUGCUUUGUUGCGAAGCACUAGACCAUGUGGAACGAAAUGUAAAAAUGAUUUAAUUGAUUUACCUAAAUGUACUACUCGUCCCGGUGAAAUUCCUUGUCAAACUAUAGUUAGGUUUAGUGAAAAUGAUGACCAUUUCGGAUUAUCAUCUGAUCUUUAG